UUAAAUUUAUGUAAAAUACCAAUUUCACUGAUUAAUAAUAAUUAUAGUUACUAUAAAAGUGUUUAACUUUGUCGUAUUGUACAGAAAACUCCUAAAUCAUAAUGAUGUUUGGUUCAAGUUUUAUUUUGUUGGCUUUUGUUGCAAUUGUUGCAGUUCUAGGGAGUGAAACUGAAUUUGAUUGUUCAGGAGAAGGUGAAGAGUAUAGACUUUGCGGUACUGCUUGUCCAGUAACAUGCACUCAACCGGAAGUAAGACCUUGCACUUUGCAAUGCGUUGAAGGAUGCUAUUGCAAAAAAGGGCUCUUCAGAGACGAGAGAAGUGGAGGAUGUGUCACGGAGGCACAAUGCAAUGAAAUUAUUGGUUGAAAAACUUAAAUGUUUUAUUAUUCAUAAAUAAAUAAUUCAUAAAUACAUCA
Molecule: messenger RNA, 415 nt
Organism: Tribolium madens (black flour beetle)
Lineage: Eukaryota; Metazoa; Arthropoda; Insecta; Coleoptera; Tenebrionidae
Product: chymotrypsin-elastase inhibitor ixodidin-like
Exons: 2
Coding region: 102-365 (87 amino acids)
Source: RefSeq, a predicted model, not a curated record